Saccostrea echinata is the source of this 1461-nucleotide messenger RNA. Its product is annotated as neuronal acetylcholine receptor subunit alpha-3-like. Gene Ontology annotation, biological process: regulation of membrane potential; signal transduction; chemical synaptic transmission. The record is from RefSeq and is a predicted model, not a curated record. Lineage: Eukaryota; Metazoa; Mollusca; Bivalvia; Ostreida; Ostreidae. The transcript has 6 exons. Gene Ontology annotation, molecular function: extracellular ligand-gated monoatomic ion channel activity; transmembrane signaling receptor activity; neurotransmitter receptor activity. The coding region runs from base 1 to 1461 and encodes 486 amino acids. Gene Ontology annotation, cellular component: synapse; neuron projection; membrane.
AUGCAUGAACUUGUAAGUGUUGAUCUGAAUAUAAACAACGAGAAACCUUCAGAAUUGGAAAACAAUUAUGAUGUCACAACGGGUGGGACUUCGUUGCUGUCGAUAAUCCCCCUGGCAAUUAAAUCUAGUUAUUUCAAUUUACCUCAUCUGACGUCUAUGACAGAAAAGGCGGAUUUUAACAUUCCUGCAUGUCAAUUCUCCUUGAUGUUCCGUGGGGGAUAUGCUCCCGGUCCACCAACCCCUCCAGUAUACUCCCGGGCCCUGGAAACUGCUCUACGUACGGAGUUAUUUGACACGGGGAACUAUUCCGUUCUCCAGCGACCAAACCAAAGGGUCAACGCCAAGGUGUCUUUAACUUUGCUAACUGUUAAUGAACUGAACAUCAAAGACCAGAUUCUAUCCAUAUCGGGGUACCUAACAGUGGACUGGACAGAUGAUCGACUUUCCUGGAGCAAUACUUCAGCCACAUCCCAAGACUACACCAGUAUUAAUUUUCUAUUCAGCACAGAAGUAUAUGUUUGGACUCCAGCAUUGAUAAUUGAAAACUCAAUUGAUGAUAUUUCUAUCAUCAGCGACACCAAAAUCCCAAUGCGGAUCAGAAGUGACGGAAGAAUAGCAUGGAGUCCCGCAGGGAUUUACAAAGUGGCCUGCGAGUCCGACAUUACCUACUACCCACUAGAUUCACAGACGUGUACUAUCAAAGUCAGUACCUGGGGUUACACGCAAGCAGAAAUAAACCUGAUUCUGGAUGCUACAGAACCGGUCGACUUGGGCUUUUAUAGUGAAAACGGAGAGUGGGAUCUUUUAUCAGCCAUAGCUUACAAAUCCAGCGAUAGAUCUCGAGGUGGACAAUCGUUUUCUAGUUUGUCUUUUGCGAUAUCUUUGAGGAGGAGACCGCUUUUCCACGCACUAAACACGAUAUUUCCGGUUGUCUUGAUGGCGUUUUUGAUACCAAUGGUAUACAAGUUGCCAUCAGACUCUGGAGAAAAGAUGGGGUACUGCUUAACCGUACUGUUAGCCUACGCUGUAUACUUAACACUAAUUUCUGAUAAUAUUCCAAGCACCUCAAUGAACGUUUGCUAUCUAUCAAUUUAUCUUGGAUUGACGCUUGCAUUUAGUACACUUUCUGUGAAUAUCGUCAUUUUCAUUCUAAGUGCUCAUUUUCAAGGGGAGAAAGAAGUUCCAAACUGGAUAAAAAAGUUCUCCAGAAAAUUUCGUUGCCACAAACUUAUCGGAAGUGACAAAAAUAAAGUUGCGCCCUCUAUUGACGACGAAAAGAAAGACAGUAACAUUCUUGUAGAAAAUGCGCAAAUCGAAGAUUAUAGUGAAACAGAAAAACUAACAUAUCGCGAAUUUUCGGAGAUUCUGGAUAAAUUCUUUUUUAUUAUUUACAUGGUGGCUAUUUCACUCACAACAUUAAUAUUUCUUAUUAUUCUUCUUGUCCAUUACUCCUCAAUAUAA